AUGGAUUUUAGGAAAUCCUCUACUGGUGAGAGCCUUAUGUGGCUGGGUUCUAGUUUGAUGGGUUUGGGUGAUCAACUUCCAAAAAGUGCUGUUCUCGAAGAGGGAUGGGUUAUAGCGAUUGACGUUGAUUGGACACGUAAAUUUCCAAGCGGUAAAGAUUUUAGUCGUGAGGAUGUAAAGACAGUAGGUAAAGAUUAUACAGAUUUACAUAGUGGUCUUGCAGAUCUUGAAGGAUUACUUGAACAAAGACAAGAGUAUAUUGCUUCAAUUGAGCAACAAAGCCGUCAUGCAAAUAAUCACUCAUGA
Molecule: messenger RNA, 306 nt
Organism: Ambispora gerdemannii
Lineage: Eukaryota; Fungi; Glomeromycota; Glomeromycetes; Archaeosporales; Ambisporaceae
Source: the annotation of a GenBank genome assembly